AACCUGACCCUUGAGGACAGUGGGCUGUACCGGGCUCAAGAGACCUAUACGGGAGGAAGACAAUAUGACCAGAAUUUCCACCUGACGGUCUAUGAGCCUGUGCCCCUUCCCCAGAUCCAGGCCACGGUUCUGUCCCUCACACCAGGCUGGUGCAACCUCACCUUGAAGUGUGUCCUCUCAAGAACCAGGGAGGACCUGACCGUGUCCUGGGAGAGCGAGUGUCUCCCCAGGGAGCAGGAGCACAGACCGGCCCCGGGAUCAUCCCCCAACCCCUGGACACUGGCUGUGAACCUGCCCCUGAGCCGGCCCAGCCCCAGCCUCACCUGUGUGGUCAGCAACGAGGGGGAUGAGAAAACUGUCACCCUGGACCUUGGGGACAUCUGUGGCCAUA
Molecule: messenger RNA, 391 nt
Organism: Lontra canadensis (Northern American river otter)
Lineage: Eukaryota; Metazoa; Chordata; Mammalia; Carnivora; Mustelidae
Product: SLAM family member 9-like
Exons: 2
Source: RefSeq, a predicted model, not a curated record